Messenger RNA from Insectozyma verbasci, 1248 nucleotides. The record is from the annotation of a GenBank genome assembly. Lineage: Eukaryota; Fungi; Ascomycota; Pichiomycetes; Serinales; Debaryomycetaceae.
AUGAUUCUUCCAAAACAACAAGAGAACUUGACCAAAUCGCUAGAUGAAUUAUUAACUGAGAUAACUACUCCCAAAGAAGAUGGUUUAUUGGCUGCUCCUGGUUGUACAGUUGGUGUUACAAAUGAAAAGAAAAACAUUUACCUCAAUUCCAAAGGAGUUCGAAAUUUAAAUGAUCCAGUUCCAGUCAAAAAUGAUGAUACCUAUGCUUAUUUUUCAUGUACUAAAUCAAUUACUGUCAUGGGUGCAUUAAUUUUAUAUGAACAAGGUAAAAUUAAAUUAGAUGAACCAGUUUCUUCAUAUUUUCCCGAUAUUGAAAAGAUUGGUCAAUUAGAACCAAAAUCAAUUGAUAAAAAAACUGGUAAGUUUAUCAAACCUUUAUUAAAACCUAAGACUUCAAUUACUGUUAAACAUUUAAUCACUCAUACUUCUGGUUUUAGUUAUGGUUUCAUUCAUCCUGAUUAUUUUACAUUAAUUACCAAAGGUGAAAAAUUAGAUCCAGUAAAUCCAACAAUGGAAUUCUUUUAUAAAAAAACACCUUUAGUUUUUGAACCUGGUAGUGCUUGGAUGUAUGGUCAUAGUAUUGAUUUUCUUGGAUUUUUAAUUGAAAAAGUUGCAGGAAUGAAAUUAGGUGAAUUCUUGAAACAAAACAUAUUUGAUGUUAUUGGAAUGAAUAAAUGUACAUUUCAUAAGAAAAACUUUGAAGAUCAAGUUAGAGUACAUUAUAGAAAACAAGACGAACUGUUGAAAUUACAAGAAAAAUUUGGUUUAUCAUUAGAUCCAAAUUUAGAUUUAGGUGGACAAGGAUGUUUUGGUACAGUUGGAGAUUAUCUUAAGUUUAUGAGAGUUUGGUUAAACUAUGGUUAUUCACCAGAUGCAAAUAAACGUAUAUUGAAUAAAUCAACCGUUGAAUUUGCAAUUAGAAAUCAUUUACCAGAUCAUAUACCAUUAGAUUUCAUUGGAUUAGCUCAUAAUUAUAUAGAUGAAGAUGAAAAUCCAGAUAGAAAGAACGAUGGAUGGACAUUAACUGGUAAUGCAUAUUGUUCAAAUGAUUUACCAACUGGUAGACCUCAAGGUUCAAUUUAUUGGGGUGGUUUUGCAAAUUUAGCUUAUUGGAUGGAUUUUAAGAAUAAGAUAGCUGGGUUUUAUGCUGUUCAAGUUUUACCAUAUAUGGAUGAAUAUAAUGUUGAAUAUAUUGGUAAAUUUGAGACAUUAGUUUAUGACAAUUUAUGUGACACUAGUAAAUUGUGA